This is a messenger RNA of Mytilinidion resinicola, 1145 nucleotides long. RefSeq lists its product as uncharacterized. Gene Ontology annotation, molecular function: protein binding. NCBI's taxonomy places the organism in Eukaryota, Fungi, Ascomycota, Dothideomycetes, Mytilinidiales, Mytilinidiaceae. The coding region runs from base 184 to 1059 and encodes 291 amino acids. The transcript has 3 exons. The record is from RefSeq and is a predicted model, not a curated record.
CAUGGCGUAUUCUAGUCCUCCGGAGCGCCGGUUUACGCGGCUUUCAGCUGUCAGAUUUAACCCUACCACCCCACCAUCUCUGCUUCCUCUUCCCUGUUCGUUCGAGAUACCUCGAAUCAACCUCCUACAGCACCCAACUUCGAUCCAGACAUAUCUGUUCGUGCACAAGCACUUGUGGAAGCAAUGGCAGACUUCGCGCCCCCAUCGGGUCCGCCACCCCCCAAAGUCCCCGAGGGCUAUAAAGCCGUCUGGAAUAACGAAUACAAAGAAUGGUUCUUCGUGAACAUCUACACCAAACAAUCCCAAUGGGACAAGCCCACCGAGCCCGUCUAUCCCUCUGAUCACGACGGCGGCGCUCCCCCCGGCCCGCCCCCCGGCUACGCACACGGCGGCGCGCAACCCCUCACCAGCGAGAAAACCGGCCUGAGCUCCAACAACCCCUACGUCGCUGCUAGCGGCGGUGGUGCAUCUUCGCACGAUAUCAGCGAAGACGAGAGACUCGCGCGACAGUUGCAGGAAGAAGAGAACGCGCGCGCGCGUGGCAGUGCUGCGAGUCCUGGUAGUCGCGGCGCGGCGGAUGAGUUCUAUCAGCAGCCAGGUCAGCAAGCGGGGUAUGGACAGCAGGCCUACGGACAGCAAGCGUAUGGGCAGCAGUCGCAGCAGUAUGAUCAGGGAUACGGCCAGCAGCAGGGAUAUGUGCCUGAUACGUCAACGAAGUCUAAAGGCGGCUUUCUUGGGAAGUUGCUCGGGAAGAGCCAUUCGAAGCUGCCGCAGCAGUAUGGACAGCAGGGUGGGUAUGGGGGUUAUCCGCAGCAAGGUUACCCGCAGCAGGGUUACCAGCAAGGAUACCCGCAGCAAGGUUAUCAGCAGCCUGGAAGAAAGCCAGGUGGGCUGGGCAUGGGAGGGGGUUUGGCAUUGGGCGCGGGUGGCGGAUUACUAGGUGGUAUGCUACUUGGAGAGGCUAUGGGAGAUGCGGGCGAUGGUGGAGAUGGUGGAGGAGACUAUGGAGGUGAUGAUGGAGGGGAUUAUGGAGGAGGGGACGGUGGAGGUGGGGACUAGGCUUGCAUGAGAGCUGAAUAGCUAUGGCUCCCGGGUUUCUCUCUACAUAUAGGUCUUCCAUUCGAGUUACUCGAGGUCUUCAGUGU